Maylandia zebra (zebra mbuna) is the source of this 1718-nucleotide messenger RNA. It is a transcript of the gene nmnat3, whose product is annotated as nicotinamide nucleotide adenylyltransferase 3. Lineage: Eukaryota; Metazoa; Chordata; Actinopteri; Cichliformes; Cichlidae. Gene Ontology annotation, molecular function: nicotinate-nucleotide adenylyltransferase activity; nicotinamide-nucleotide adenylyltransferase activity. Gene Ontology annotation, cellular component: mitochondrion. The record is from RefSeq and is a predicted model, not a curated record. Gene Ontology annotation, biological process: NAD+ biosynthetic process.
GCGCCUCUCCAAACACGGGAAGGGGGGAGUGGUAUCAGUGUGACACACUCGCCAAAUGUCAACAAUGUGAAAAGAAGGUUCUUUGACUGCGGUGUGAGAGGUUAAACCAAGAUGGCCGCCCGCCGUGUCCCACUAGUCUUGUUAGCCUGCGGCUCGUUUAAUCCAAUCACCAACCAGCACAUGAGGCUGUUCGAGCUGGCCAGAGACCACAUGCACAGCACAGGCCAGUACCAAGUGGUGGGUGGCAUUGUGUCCCCAGUGAGUGACAGCUAUGGAAAGCAAGGCCUAGUACUGGCUAAGCAUCGUGUUGCUAUGGCAGAGCUGGCGCUUCAGAGCUCCAACUGGGUCACAGUUGAUGAAUGGGAGAGCCAGCAGCCAGACUGGACGGAGACAGUGGUCACUAUGAGGUAUCAUUACAGGCGUAUUCUGAAGGAGUAUGAGCGGAGCGUGGGAAUGCACAACAACUCGAAUCUGUCUCCCCAGCUGAAGCUUCUGUGUGGUGCAGAUUUCCUAGACACCUUCAAGAUCCCCGGCUUGUGGCGGGACGACCACGUCGAGGAGCUGGUCGGGCAUUUUGGCCUCGUCUGCGUCAGUCGAGGGGAGCUGCAGCCCGAGCGGGCCGUGCACGAGUCGGACCUGCUGUCCUACCGCAGGCACAACAUUUUCCACGUGAGGGAGUGGGUGAAGAACGAGACGAGCGCCACAGAGGUCCGCCGGGCACUGAGACGGGGUCUGAGUGUGAAGUACUUGCUUCCAGACUCUGUGAUAGAAUAUAUUCACCGGCACAACCUUUACACAGAAGACAGCGAGAUGAGAAAUAAGAGCGCGGUGCUGAGGCCGCUCGUUAAGCAGGCACAAGAGCCGGUAAAGAAUGUAAACAUUGCCAUCAGGAAAAUUGCCACCUUGCUGAAGCCUGACAAGGACAUCGUUCACGAGGGCGACCACAUAAUCAUCAAGACUCUCAGCACCUUCAAAAACUACAACAUGGAUUUCUACGUGGGCCAAGAGUUUGAGGAGGAUCUGUCUGGAGUGGACGACAGGAAAUGCAUGACCACCAUCACCUGGGAGGGGGACAGGCUGGUGUGUGUGCAGAAGGGAGAGAUCGAAGGGAGAGUUGCACUCUGCCCCCGUGCCCCCCACUCAUAUAAAAGCAACACAGCAUUAGGACACCCUGCCUCUUCCCCACUCCCUACACUCUUCAGUCACAUGCCAGCUUCACCAGCUGCAGCCAUGCCAGCAGACUUUAGUGGAAAAUGGAUACUGGAAUCCAGUGAGAAAUUUGAGGAUUACUUGAAAGUACUGAAUAUUGACUUUGCUACAAGGAAAAUUGCCAUCUCCCUAUCUCAGACCAAAGUGGUUUUCCAAGAUGGGGACAAGUUUGACUUCAAAACACUGAGCACCUUUAGGAAUUAUGAGCUGGCCUUCACUGUAGGGGUGGAGUUUGAUGAGUACACCAAGGGACUAGACAACAGAAAUGUCAAGAGUCUGGUGAAGUGGGAUGGGGACAAGCUUGUGUGCACUCAGAAAGGCGAGAAGGCCAACCGUGGCUGGAAGCACUGGACUGAAGGAGACAAACUCUACCUGGAGCUGACAUGUGAAAGUGUAGUUUGUCGUCAGGUGUUCAAGAAAAAAGAAUAAUAAAGUCAAUGCUUCUAAAUGAACGUGACAUGUUUUGUUAAAUAUAUGAGCAGAAUGAAUUGAUGAAUAAAGAUGCUUUG